Molecule: messenger RNA, 1881 nt
Organism: Seminavis robusta
Lineage: Eukaryota; Bacillariophyta; Bacillariophyceae; Naviculales; Naviculaceae
Source: the annotation of a GenBank genome assembly
AUGGCACCCAGAUUGGCAGAAGACGGUGUCGAAGUAGACGGGGUCGAAGAGUCGUUCCCUGGCAAAGUGGAGUUGACUGAAUCAACACCCAACGCCAAUGAGACCGAAGGGAGCGACGAAAAAAACGACAAGAAUGAAGAGGAAGAAGAGCAACAGCUCUUUGUCUUUAUGAAGGGAAUCAAAGAAGACCUGGCCGCGCGAGGACCACUCUACAAGAGCGACUGGGGGCGUCCAAAGAGUAUUUUUACCGUUAUCAAUGCUACGGUCUUUGCCUUUGUCAUUCAGCUCAUUCCAGCUCUAAUUUUUGCAGAGCUGAUGGACCGAGAGACCAACGGGAACCUGGCCACUGCAGAAACCCUCCUGAGCUCUGGAAUCAUGGGAAUCAUCUAUGCCAUCUUUGCAGGACAACCUCUAACCAUUAUGGGAAUCACAGGACCCGUAGCCAUUUUGUUGGGGACUUCUUAUGGCCUUACCGAAACAUUCAACGCAGAAUACUUUCCAUUCUUCUUCUGGAUCUGCAUCUGGGCGGGGCUCAUGCACAUCAUCUCCAGUAUGAUCGGACUGGUUCACCUGGUGUGGAAGGUCACGCCCUUUACCAGUCAAAUUUUUGAAUUCUUCAUCGCUACAACUUUUAUCUAUGCUGCGGUACGAGACUUGAUCCAACCGAUCUAUCUGGGGCAAGGUGACUACCGAGUCGACCGCAGUGCUCAGUAUGCUACCCUCAUGAUUGGAUUGGUCACAUUCGGCGUGGCGUGGGGGCUUCACUUUGCCGAGCAGUGGGUCAUCCUGACACGACAAGUGCGUACCUUCUUGACCAGCUACAAUACUCUCCUGGCUGUCGUUAUCGCCACUGCCUUGUCCUACCUUCCUGGCGUCGAUCUAUCCGAGAAUGGUGCAGGGGGCUUGGAUCGAGUCAACAUUAUGGCACCGUGGGACUGGCAACCAACCGCCGAUAGACCGUGGGUGACUGACCCCUUCAGUGGCAUUGAUGCCCGUGGCAUCUUUGGGGCAAUUAUUCCUGGAUUCAUGUUCUUUCUGCUCUUUAUCAUUGAUCACAAUGUCAGCUCCAUUCUGACGCAGAGUCCAAAGUUGAACCUGAAGAAGCCUCCGGCGUAUCAUUGGGAUUUCUUCGUCCUUGGUAUUACGUUCAUUCCUUGCGCCAUUUUGGGACUUCCACCUGGCAAUGGAUUGAUCCCGCAGGCUCCUCUUCAUGCCCGGGCCUUGUGUACGCGAAAGUAUGUCACCGACAGCCGCGGUGUAAAGCAUGAAGUGGUCACCCACUGUGAAGAACAGAGGUAUUCUGGGCUCGGACAAGCUCUGCUGAUGUUUGUAGCUUUGGCAUCGUUUGAAGUAAUCAGUUGGAUCCCACGGGGUUGUUUGUUCGGAUUGUUCCUUUACUUGGGUAUGGGAGCUCUCCAUGGCAACGAGAUCUGGGAACGCAUGGUAAUGUGCUUCAUGAUGGCAAAGAAACGCCCCGAUAUUCCUAUCGUACGAGAGGUCAAGUGGUCCACGGUUCAAAUUUAUACUUUCGUCCAAGCAGCCUGCGGUCUCUCCGUCUUUGCUGUCGCCCAAUUCGCUUCUGUUGGAUACAUUUACCCAGCGCUCCUGACAGCCCUGGUUCCACUGCGUUCCUACAUCCUAUCCAGAGUCUUUUCCGAGGCUGACCUGAAGUAUCUGGAUCCUUCUGCUGAAACUGAUGAGGAGCUUGAAGAAGAACAGAGAGCGAUCCGUCACAAUCGCAAUGACUCCUUUGAUGAUUCCAAUGAUGAUGGGCCUCACUUUGGUCACUUCCAUCCUGAGGCCAUCAAGAACGAGCUCAAGAAAAGAAAGUCAUCAAAGGAGUUCUCCGACGGUGCAACGGUACCACCUUCCCUACCUUAG